Molecule: messenger RNA, 1526 nt
Organism: Notothenia coriiceps (black rockcod)
Lineage: Eukaryota; Metazoa; Chordata; Actinopteri; Perciformes; Nototheniidae
Gene: tmprss6
Product: transmembrane serine protease 6
Exons: 10
Biological process (GO): proteolysis
Molecular function (GO): serine-type endopeptidase activity; protein binding
Source: RefSeq, a predicted model, not a curated record
ACUGUUACCGUUACCAGCUGGUGGUCUCCAGCGGCCCCCUGGCUCUCCGCGGCCCCGACACGCAGCGCUCCUCCUGCCUGUGGCACCUCCAGACGGCCCCCGGCUCGCAGCUGGAGCUCCACAUGGAGUGGCUGCUGCCUGAGUGCCGCGACCGACUGGUGGUGUAUGACUCCAUAACCCCUGCCGACACACACCUCAUCACAUCUGUGUACGGCUGCAGCAGACAUGAGAGGCUGGUGCGCGUCCUGUCUUCAGGAGAGUGGAUGACGGUGGUUUGGAAACAGGGUCUAUAUAACUACAAAGACCCCUUCAGUCUAUCUGCACAGACCUGGACCCGCCGCAACUCUAGCUCCUCUAUAGAGCUGAAGGCAGUUUCGGGGGUCCAGGGGUCUCUGAGCACGCCUUUCUUCCCCAGCUACUACCCCCCUAACACAAACUGUACCUGGAGCUUUACCAUGCCGGCUGCAGGGAUGGGUUUGUCUCUGGAGCUCGAUGGUUACGAGCUGAGCAGAGCCGUGUAUAAUCAGGUCUGCACUCAGGGCCAGUGGAUCGUCCAGAACCGCAGACUGUGCGGAACUCGGGGUCUGCAGCCCUACACCGAGCGUCUCUUCCUAAUCUCCACGACGACCACGGUUGUCAUGACGUCAGAGGUGUCAAUCACAGGGCCAGGACUUCAGCUGCGAUACAGAGUCUUCAACCAAUCAGAUCCGUGCCCUGGUCAGUUUCUGUGCACCAUUAACGGCCUGUGCGUUCCCGCCUGUGAUGGAAUCAAAGACUGUCCCAACGGACUUGACGAGAGAAACUGUGUGUGUGUGGCGCAGUACCAGUGUCCAGAGGACAGUCAGUGUGUGGACUACUACAAGGUGUGUGACCAACUCCCAGACUGCCCCGCAGCAUCAGACGAGAUGAACUGUACUGAAGGUGUGCAGUGUUCAGAUAUGACCUAUGUGUGUGCUGAUGGAACGUGUCUGAAGAAACCGAACCCCGAGUGUGACUUUGUGACCGACUGCCCCGACGCCUCCGAUGAGGAGCACUGUGACUGCGGCCUGAGGCAGUUCUCCAGUCGUAUUGUGGGCGGGGCUAACGCCACGGAGGGGGAGUGGCCAUGGCAGGCCAGCCUCCAGGUGCGGGGCAACCACAUCUGCGGGGGGGCGCUCAUCUCCAGCCAAUGGGUGGUGUCCGCCGCCCACUGUUUCUAUGACGACAGUCUGUACGCCCCCUCGGUGUGGACGGUGUACCUGGGGAAGCUCCUUCUGAACCCCAGCAGCUCCACUGAAGAAGUGGCUCGAGUUUUACGGAUCCAGCUCCACCCGUACUACGACUCCGAGUCCCACGACUACGACCUGGCGCUGCUGCAGCUGGACCGACCCGCCUCCGCUCUGCUGGCCGGACACAACCGACCCGCUUGCCUGCCCCCCCCCGCACACCGGCUGGAGCCCGGGUUGCUCUGCUGGGUCACCGGGUGGGGGUCGCUCAGAGAGGGGGGUGAGGAACGGGAGAGGGAGGGGAGUGUUGUUAAUAGUUAA